CCUCUUUACGUUGAGUCACUGGAUGAGUGAGAGAGCUAGAGAGAGAGAGAGAGGUUGGUCUCUCACUUAACUAACAAAACAGCAGCAGAUCUGCGGGCAUAAACAAAUGCACGCAGGCUGUCUGUCCCUCCACCUGCCGCGGGAGACACUUUGAUGGUCGUAGUAGGUUAAAUUAACCGGAUUACCGAGAACCCCGCUCUGCUUUAUUUUAACGUGGACCUCCGACGAUAUCUAUGCAUUAUUUAGACUGAAAUAAGCCAAAAAUGACGGAGCUGAGACGGCGAGGAGGAGGAGGAGACCCUGACAGCACUGAAAACAUCAGUGACAAGGAGGCAGAUGGAGAUGACAAGCUCACUUUUCCCGGUGAGGUGGAAGGAGAAAUAGAGGGCGACUCCAAAGCGGACACACCAGACGUGCCACCUUCCACAGAUAACACUCCACAGUGUCUCAACAAAGCCCUGGAGGGCUUGUCAUCUAGGUGGAAGAACUGGUGGAUAAGAGGCAUAUUGUCAUUGACAAUGAUCAUUGGCUUCUUUCUUAUCAUCUAUUUGGGACCCAUUAUGCUUAUAUUUGUGGUUAUGGGUGUUCAGAUCAAGUGUUUUCAUGAAAUAAUAACCAUUGGCUACAGAGUUUACCAUUCCUAUGAACUACCAUGGUUUAGGACUCUUAGCUGGUACUUCUUGAUUUGUGUGAACUACUUCUUUUAUGGUGAGACCGUGGCUGAUUAUUUCGGCGCACUUGUUCAAAGGGAGGAACCUUUGCAGUUCCUUGUGCGUUAUCAUCGGUUUAUUUCUUUUGCACUAUAUUUAGCAGGUUUCUGCAUGUUUGUACUGAGUUUAGUGAAGAAACAUUACCGCCUGCAGUUUUAUAUGUUUGCUUGGACCCAUGUGACCUUGUUGAUUGUGGUGACUCAGUCACAUCUGGUUAUUCAGAACCUGUUUGAGGGAAUGAUCUGGUUUAUUGUUCCCAUCUCUAUUGUGAUCUGUAAUGACAUCAUGGCCUACCUAUUUGGCUUCUUUUUUGGAAGAACUCCACUGAUUAAGCUCUCCCCAAAGAAGACCUGGGAAGGAUUCAUUGGGGGAUUCUUUGCAACAGUGGUCUUGAGUUUCUUUUUUGCGUACCUGCUAUCCCAGUACCAGUACUUUGUUUGUCCAGUGGAAUACAACAGUGAGACAAACCGCUUUGCAGUGGAGUGUGAGCCCUCAAAUCUGUUCAUGAUUCAGGAAUACACACUUCCUGCAGUGGUGCAGAAUGCAGUUCGAUGGAAAACGGUGAACCUUUACCCAUUUCAGAUCCACAGUAUUGCGCUCUCUUCGUUCGCCUCUCUGAUCGGACCAUUUGGUGGAUUCUUUGCCAGUGGCUUCAAACGAGCUUUCAAGAUUAAAGUUGGUUCACUUUCAGCAGAAGUCACACAUAAACCCUUGAAUUUGUAUCUUAUGGUCUUUACCUACUUUGAGUGACCGUUACACUGUGAGC
Molecule: messenger RNA, 1476 nt
Organism: Sinocyclocheilus rhinocerous
Lineage: Eukaryota; Metazoa; Chordata; Actinopteri; Cypriniformes; Cyprinidae
Product: phosphatidate cytidylyltransferase 1-like
Exons: 11
Coding region: 264-1460 (398 amino acids)
Cellular component (GO): endoplasmic reticulum membrane
Molecular function (GO): phosphatidate cytidylyltransferase activity
Source: RefSeq, a predicted model, not a curated record